Messenger RNA from Populus euphratica (Euphrates poplar), 4443 nucleotides. RefSeq lists its product as uncharacterized. Gene Ontology annotation, molecular function: nucleic acid binding; RNA-DNA hybrid ribonuclease activity. NCBI's taxonomy places the organism in Eukaryota, Viridiplantae, Streptophyta, Magnoliopsida, Malpighiales, Salicaceae. Bases 1 to 4443 code for a protein of 1480 amino acids. The record is from RefSeq and is a predicted model, not a curated record. The transcript has 8 exons.
AUGGGCUAUGGAAAAAAGCCUUGGGUACCUUUGAUUGGGGUGACUGGGUAUAUUAGUUAUGCACCUGCUUUGGUUACAAGACAACUUGGGGGCAUACAAAGCAUCCCAAGAACAAUUGGCUUAUCUCAAUUCACUAGAGUCUACAAAGGCGUAUAUAAUGAAAUGCUGGAGAGCAUUAAGCAUGAUUGGGGUUCUUUGGUGAUAGUUAAAAAGGAGAUAGGUGUAAGGAAUCCUACAGUUAGUGAAAGGUAUCCCGAAUGGCGUAAUGGAGGAGUCUCUUAUAUGGCAGAAGUUUCUGAAUAUGUGGGCACUCGAAGGAAAAGAGUGAACAGUGAAGAAGAAUUAAGGGAACAAGUGAAAUAUAGGUCUCCAACUGAAACCUUGCUCGAGCAAGCUUUGAGGCCUAGAGCUGGAGAAGGAACAUCUUCUCAACAAACAUGUACACCUCAGCCUCCGCCUUCUUUUAUUCAACCAUUCGAACCUCAACAUGCUGCUCCUUUUGCACUUACUCAAUCAGCAAUUCCAAUGAGGAUCCCCUAUAUUGUGUUGACAGAAGAAAAACCUCAAAGGAACAAGAUAAUAGAGGAAAAUGGUCAUGAGAAACUAGCUGCCUUAGAAGAAAGAAUGAAGGCAAUAGAAGGGAAUAGUUUGUAUGAUCCCGUGAAGGCCGCUGAAAUGUGUUUAGUGCCUAACGUGGUUAUUCCUAGAAAAUUCAGAGUUCCAGAAUUUGUUAAAUAUACCGGAACUCAGCGCCCAAUUACUCAUCUUAAAGCAUAUUAUAAUAAGAUGGCUGAAGUAGUCCAUGAUGAGAGAUUAUUGAUCCAUUUCUUUCAGGACAGUUUAAGUGAUGCUGCUCUUGCUUGGUAUAUGCGUUUGGAUAAUACCAAGAUUAAAGGAUGGAAGGACUUGGUUGAUGCUUUUGUUAGACAAUAUAAGUUCAACAUGGAUAUUGCCCCAGAUAGAUCAAGUCUGCAAGCCAUGGAAAAAGGCAAUAAGGAGUCUGUAAGAGAAUAUGCCCAAAAGUGGCGUGAAUUAGCCGCACAAUAUAAACCCGAUCAAAAAUAUGAAUACCAUGCUGGUGCUAUCGGUCAUAAUAUUGAUGGAUGUAUUGCAUUCAAAAGAAAAAUCCUUCAGCUCAUCAAAGCUGGUUGGAUUUCUUUUGAUGAGUCUCCAAAUGUGAAUUCUAACCCUCUACCAAAUCAUGCUUCUAGAAGUGGGGGAGUUAAUAAUUUGGAGAUAAGAAGGGGAAGUACAUCAACUUUAAGGGUGACUAUGGAUAGAUUGUAUGGGAUGUUGAGGCAAACAGACUAUCUCAAGACACUAGUCAAAGUACAAACGAUAAGGAAUGUGAAUGAAUAUUUUAAGUAUCAUCAGCAGCUUGGGCAUGAUAUCGACUCGUGCGAGGAGUUUCAUUUGGAGGUAGAAAAUAUGAUGACGUUGGGAGUAUUAAGAUUAAUGAAACCCAAAGAAGAUGAAUUGGUAGGAACAAUGACUGGUGGUAACAAGAAAGUGGAAGUUUAUAGAUAUAUACCAACCGAAAAGGGUCCACCGAAAAUGAUCCUAACCAAGCCUAAUAAUACUGUUAGCGGGAGUUUUAAUGCCCAACCCUAUAAUUAUGGUUAUUCCUUUCAGAACACAAAUCCUGCCCCUGUUUUCCAUGCUGAAAUAGGAGGACUCACUCGGAGUGGGAGAUGUUUUACUCCUGAAGAGUUGGAAAAUCAUAAAAAAGCCAAAGGAAAGGAUAUGGUGGAAUUGACAAAGACAGAUGAGGUUAAUAAGCCAAUAAGUGAUGAAGAGGCUAAUGAAUUUCUGAAAUUGAUGAAGAACAAUGAAUAUAGUGUGGUUGAUCAGCUAAAGAAAACACCGGCUAGGAUUUCUUUGUUGUCAUUAAUAUUGAGUUCAGAAUUGCAUAGGAACGCGUUUCAUAAGGUUCUUAAUGAAGCAUAUGUUCCUCAGGAUAUCACACAAGACUCCAUAGAACAUUUGGUGGGCAGGAUUCAAGCCACCAACUACCUCUACUUUACCGAUGAUGAGCUAGAUCAUGAAGGGACCGGUCAUAAUAAACCAUUGCACAUCACGGUAAAAUGCAAGGAUUGUGUGGUCGCUAAGGUGCUUAUAGAUAAUGGUUCUGCUCUCAAUGUAUUGCCAAGACAUGUACUUGAUAAAAUGCCAAUUGAUGCCUCUCACAUGAAGCCAAGUACCAUGAUAGUCACAUUACAAGUAAUGGACAUUCAUCCAUCAUAUAACAUGUUACUUGGGAGACCUUGGAUCCAUGCAGCCCGAGCUGUCACAUCUUCUUUACAUCAAUGGGUCAAGUUUAUCAUCAAUGGAAAUUUGGUGACUGUGAAGGCUGAGGAAACUUUAUCAACAAUGAAAAAUGUGUCGAUCCCUUACAUGGAAACUAAAGAAAGUAAGGAUGGAAAUCUGCAUGCAUUUGAAGUUAUAAAUGCUGAAUGGGUACCAGAAAAUAUGAUACGAAGGAAACCAGAAAUUUUUGGAGCAGCAAAAAUGGCUGCUAAAUACUUCUUAAAGCAUGGACUGCCAUUUCAAUAUGACCACACUACUGGAAUGCCUGAGAGGGUUAAUGUGAUAAAAAUGAAGUGCGUGGAUCAAAGGUUUGGAUUAGGGUUUAAGCCUGGGAAAGCAGAUUUCAAAAGAGCAGCUGAAAUUAGAAGAGAAAAAGAAUGGCCCGGAUUGAAAGGAGAGAACCAGAUGAAGAUCGAAUGGAGAUCCCACCAAUCCAUGAAAUCUAAAAGCGGAUUGUCAUACACCUCACAAACUCAUUGCACUGUGGAUAAUUGGCUUAACUUUGAUGAAAAUAUAAUUGUCAUGGAUGAGGAAGAGUUUGGUGUAGAGGAUAUCCAUGAGUUCCCAAGGUUAGUCGAACAAUCUGACCGCACAUGGAAGCCUGCAAAAGAAGAAUUAGAAUUGAUAAAUAUGGGCACCGAGGAUAAUAAAAGGGAGUUGAAGAUAGGGAAGUUAGUCUCUGCUGACGAAAGAGGGAAAUUGAUUGCUCUUUUACAAGAAUAUGUUGAUUGGGACGCUGGAUUCUUGGAAGUGGUCGAUUAUUCUCAAUGGGUGUCCAAUAUCGUAGUAGUACCCAAGAAAGAUAACAAAAUCAGGGUAUGUGUGGAUUUCCGAGACUUGAAUAAGGCAAGCCUGAAGGAUAAUUUUCCUUUACCCCAUAUAGAUGUGCUAGUGGAUAGUGCUGCUAAGAGUUUUACUUACUCUUUUAUGGAUGGUUUCUCUGGGUAUAAUCAAAUUAAAAUGGCCGAGCAAGACAAGAAGAAAACAACAAUUGUCACCCCAUGGGGAACAUAUUGCUAUAAAGUUAUGCCAUUUGGAUUGAAAAAUGCUGGGGUAACUUAUCAAAGAGCAAUGGUGACACUAUUUCAUGAUAUGAUGCACAAAGAAAUUGAGAUAUAUAUGGAUGAUAUGAUUGCUAAGUCUAAAGAUGAGGAAAACCAUAUCCCAGCUCUGAAGAAAUUGUUUGAAAGGCUGAGAAAAUAUCAAUUAAAGUUGAACCCUGUAAAAUGCACAUUUGGGGUGAAGUCGGGGAAGUUAUUGGGAUUUAUGGUAAGCAAUAAUGGCAUAAAAGUAGACCCUGACAAAGUAAAGGCCAUACAAGCUAUGUCAGCUCCUAAAACCGAGAAAGAAAAAAACCCUGGAGUAUGGGAUGAAGACUAUCAAAAAGCCUUUGAUAAGAUCAAACAAUAUCUACAGAACCCACCUCUAUUGGUACCGCCUGUGCCCGGGAAGCCUCUCAUUUUAUAUUUAACAGUGACUGAAUUAGCAAUGGGCUGUGUGCUUGGCCAACAUGAUGAGACCGGAAGAAAAGAACAAGCCAUCUACUACCUUAGCAAAAAGUUCACUGAGUGUGAAUCUCGUUACAGUAUGAUUGAGAAGUUGUGUUGUGCUUUGGUAUGGAGUGCGAAAAGACUCCGAGAAUAUAUGCUAUAUUAUACCACUUGGUUAAUUUCAAAGAUAGAUCCUUUAAAAUAUAUUUUUGAAAAACCAUACAUGUCAAAUAGGUUGGCCAGAUGGCAAAUGUUGUUGGCUGAAUAUGAUAUCAUCUACAAAACAAGAAAAUCCAUGAAAGGAAGUGCAAUCGCAGAUCAUUUAGCUGAUAAUGCCCUUGAAGACUAUGAGCCAUUAAAUUUUGACUUCCCUGAUGAAGAUGUGCUAGUAAUAGAAAGUGAUUGGUGGACCAUGUACUUUGAUGGUGUAGUGAAUGUGUCUGGUAAUGGAGCUAGUGUUGUAAUAAUUUCUCUAGAAGGAAAACAAUAUCCCAUCUCCAUUAAACUGCAAUUUAGUUGCACAAACAACAUAGCUGAAUAUGAGGCUUACAUUCAUGGAUUAAAAGCUGCAUUGGAACUGAAGAUACGAAAACUAGAGGUAUAUGAAGACUCCAUGUUGAUAAUCUGUCAGACAAAGGGGGAAUGA